AAUAAAGGGUCUUCGCCAUCAACAAACAGGAGAGUCCGCUUUCAUUUCAAAAAUUGUUGAAGAAAUUCGCAGGGAGAUCAAAUCAACAGACUUGCAUACUAAAUCGGUUUAAUUCUCGAAAAGUGGUAUUCUCUGAUAAUUACAUCUCUUGAGUCUUGAUAGUUGAUAGGAUCUUGCUCCUUCCUCAACAUUCUGAAAAGGCAUCUUGGAAUCGAUUUCUUUUAUUCGGUCAUAAAUUUGGAUUGUGGAGCUUAAAUCAUUGACUCAUUCUAAUGCUAACCCUUAUGGUUACCAAGCACAAUAAUUGUAUUACUUUUGUUAGUGUAUAUCCCAUCAUACAUUUUACUUAUUUUCCUCUCAAUCUUAAAUAAGGUGCUUGAAGCUUUCAAUGGGUCACAUUACAAAAUCAAUAUUGGUCAGCAGUAACUGGAUAGAUGGAUUUUCAGAAAAAAAAAAAAAAAGGUGUUUUCAAAUUGGUAGUGGUUUUGUGCAGGUCAAAAUGAAACUCUUCUAUAAAUGUUGGAUUUUAACUGUUCUUUAAAUCUUUGUUUAGAUUAAUGACUAUUUUACAUUCUAUACUUUUUAGUUCAUUUUAAAGAAGUCUCCGAAAUUCAUGUCUGCCUUUUCUAAUUUUUAGUUCUUAUUCCUCGAGAUAGGGUGGAUUUUAUAAUAAAGGUCAAAAGAGACACCCAAACGAAAAAAAAAAUGAAAAAAUACAAUUAGUCCUGUUUUAGUGGUCAAGUAAAAGAAACCUAACCGUGUUUUAGGGUUCAAGUCUUUAAAUUUGACAUAAAACAAGAAAGGGAGGGGCACUUUCCUUCUCAAGAAUGAAGGACUUAUUCAGGCCCCAAUAACAUGGUAAACAGAACAGUUAGUAUGAACUCUCCCAAUCAGAUUAAAUUAAUAAUCUGUUAUGAUCAUAAAGGAAUGAGUGGAGAAGUGAGUUCCAAGGGUCAAUACCUGUAUCCCCAAGUCUCCUGACUGACCCUUAGCCCUAGUUUGGCUUCCCUCUUAUUUUCUGGAAGUUUGACUUUAGGGGGUAUCCCUUGAGUAUACAACUUGUAAUUGUCUAAAGUUCAUUGAAAUUUCUUUGGGUGUAACUUUCAGAAAACACAUGCAUCCUUUCUUAACUUUCGUUUCAAGGGUUUGUGCCCCAGCAGCAGCCUCUCUAUAGCCCUCUCCAUUUCUGUGCACAGCUCUCUCCCUCUCUGUGUGAGCAGAAAGAAAUGGGGAAUGAGAAACAGCUUUCGCCAUCCUCUGCCAAGCAUAUAACUUCCCUUUUCAAAUUAAGCUAUAUCCUUAAUUUUCUCUUCUUUGUUAUUGGUUUCUCUUUUGGUGUCACCCUUACCCUGUAUUCCAAAAGCAACUCGUUCUAUUUACCUAUUACCAUAUUCUCUCCUCCUCCACCACCACCACCAUCACCACCAAUUUUGAUACAACAAAUACCCCCGCCAUUACUACUAAAACCAUCACCACCACCACAACCCCCGCCACCUCCCACUUUACCUGAUGCUAGUAGCUUCACACCACCUCUUGCGCACAACAUGGAGGAUGAUGUUGAGCUGUUACACCGAGCAGCCAUGGUUCCACAUGAUCAUGUACCUAAAGUAGCUUUCAUGUUCUUGACGAAGGGACCAUUGCCUUUGGCUGCUUUAUGGGAGAAGUUCUUCAAAGGACAUGAAGGGCUUUAUACUAUAUAUGUACAUUCUCAUCCUUCGUUCAAUGAUACAGUGCCUCAGGAUUCUGUUUUCCAUGGUAGAAGAGUGCCAAGCAAGCCUGUGGAAUGGGGAAAACCAUCAAUGAUUGACGCAGAGAGGCGACUAUUAGCCAAUGCUCUACUCGACUUCUCUAAUGAGAGAUUUGUAUUGCUUUCGGAGAGCUGCAUUCCUUUAUUCAACUUCACAACAAUCUACAACUACCUACUAAAUACCAACCAAAGUUUUAUAGAUUCAUUUGACGAUCCAAGGAAGAUAGGCCGAGGCCGAUACAAUCCCAAAAUGUCACCUACAAUCAACAUAUCCGAUUGGCGUAAAGGGUCACAAUGGUUUGAGGUUAAUCGCAAGCUUGCUAUCAAAAUUGUAUCAGACACCAAAUAUUACCCUAUUUUUAGUGAGCAUUGUAGCCCUCCAUGUUACAUGGAUGAACACUAUAUUCCUACACUUGUUAAUGUGAUUUGUCCUGAAGAGAAUGCGAACAGGGGGAUUACUUGGGUUGAUUGGUCAAAGAGCGGUCCGCAUCCUGGAAAAUUUGUGAAGCAAGAUGUUUCUGUUGAGUUUUUGGAUCAAAUUAGGUUUGGUCAUAAUUGUAGUUACAAUGGCAUUGCUAGCUCAAUUUGUUUUCUUUUUGCUAGGAAGUUUUUGCCAAAUACUUUGCAACCCUUGUUGCAUAUUGCACCGGAGUUGCUUUACUUUUCAAACCCUUUAAGUUCUUCUCUGAAAAUGUAAUGUACAUGUAGAUUUUGGUAUCUCUUUUUGCUAUUCUUGGCUACUUUUA
Messenger RNA from Ricinus communis (castor bean), 2493 nucleotides. Its product is annotated as glycosyltransferase BC10. The record is from RefSeq and is a predicted model, not a curated record. The transcript is spliced from 3 exons. Gene Ontology annotation, cellular component: membrane. NCBI's taxonomy places the organism in Eukaryota, Viridiplantae, Streptophyta, Magnoliopsida, Malpighiales, Euphorbiaceae. The coding region runs from base 1227 to 2444 and encodes 405 amino acids. Gene Ontology annotation, molecular function: glycosyltransferase activity.